CCUUUAAACGGGGUCUAGUGAGGUCUUAUAAGCGGCGCUCAUCCUCACAGCAGCAGUUUCUUGACACGAGACUACGGAACCAUUUCAUGGCAACGAAAAAGUAAUUAACACUUGUUAACUCAUUCUUGUUUUCAUACCGAAAACUUACUCUUAUAUUCUGUGAAUGUACUGCUCUAAAAGGUGUCUAAAAUAUAUUUGAAGAAACGUCUUCACCAGGUACUAAAGUGGGUCGCUACGUCAUCAUUUGAUAAUUACAAGAUUUCUAUUUUCAACAGCCAGCCUCGCCACACCUGACACCUCACAGAGCUCACGAGAUUUUCCCUCUGUUGCGUGCUCAAGUAUGAAGAUGAACCUAGUUGCCGCCGUCUUUGUGGCGUUCGCCGUGACAGCGGGAAUAGCAGCAGAAACACAGCCCUGCACCCUGAAGCAGGAAAAUGCACAGUGCAAGCGGAACUCCGAGUGCUGCAGCAGAUGUUGCACUGCAGGGCUGUGUUCCAGUGUAGGCAGCUGUUUUCCCGCCUGUGACCCGAGCAGAGCUGCAACUGUCGAGGGACCGGCCUUGUGCAGACUAACGAAGUCUAUUGACGAGCUGACCGAUCUGUUGAAGAUUAUGAUCAACAGCGACUUGGAGACAGGCAUUCCAGUGCUGGCGAACAUCAUCAGAACUGUAAAUGUAUUCUUUAAGGACCCCAUUUCAGGCAUUGCCUUCAUGCCUGACGUCAUCGAGGGCGUGCAUAAACUUGGGAACAUGUUCAACACAACAAUGGACGAAACCAGACUGAUUAUUAAUGACGUCAGCGACAUAAUAGACACAAGUGUUCAUUUGAUGACCAAGCUGAUCAACUCGCAUUGAUAACAGGUCUAGAGUAUGUACCGGAAGAAAAGAGUUAAUGUUUUCAAGAUGAUUAGUAUCGAAACGUAUUCCCAACUGUACACAGCAACAUUUCUCCCACCUUCCGAUCUCCGGGGUCCACCUCAACAUCAUGAGGACCCUAUUACUUGCUACACUGUCACACUCUGACUCCAGAGUAAGGUUUCUGUACGGAGCUUUACGGCACGCAGUGUCAUUUAUUUGUCUGUAUUAAAAAAUGUGUUGCUCUGCUUAAUUUAAG
This is a messenger RNA of Cryptotermes secundus, 1112 nucleotides long. RefSeq lists its product as uncharacterized. The coding region runs from base 341 to 853 and encodes 170 amino acids. NCBI's taxonomy places the organism in Eukaryota, Metazoa, Arthropoda, Insecta, Blattodea, Kalotermitidae. The transcript has 4 exons. The record is from RefSeq and is a predicted model, not a curated record.